Eleginops maclovinus (Patagonian blennie) is the source of this 1882-nucleotide messenger RNA. RefSeq names its product dual oxidase 2 (gene duoxa). The coding region runs from base 676 to 1641 and encodes 321 amino acids. Gene Ontology annotation, biological process: protein transport. The transcript has 9 exons. Gene Ontology annotation, cellular component: endoplasmic reticulum membrane. The record is from RefSeq and is a predicted model, not a curated record. NCBI's taxonomy places the organism in Eukaryota, Metazoa, Chordata, Actinopteri, Perciformes, Eleginopidae.
CAACAGGCUGCUCAGUCUGCGGGGGUUUGGCAGCAGCGGCUCGUGGACAGGUUGGUAGACUCCAUCCCAGUAAUCCGCGGGCACGAGGCGAACAAAGUGAGAGCCUGCGCGAGCACAAACACAGUGAAGUGAUCCUAGGUACGUUUUGGAAGUCUGCACGCUACUGCUGCGGCUGCUGUUGCUGGUGCAAACUUUUAAAACUCUGUAACUCACCAACAGCUCCGCGUUUAGGAUGCCAUAAACUGUUGUACCAGCCGUCAAAGCGAGGAACCUCCCAGGUGUUUUCACAGCGUGUAUCUGUUCAAGACAGGUCGAGUUGAAAUACUAUUUUUUUAGGUUAACUGUGCUGUGUUAAGUGACUGAGCAUGAAGCACAACUGCUGUCUACUUACGUUCAGUGAGUAUGAGCACCAAGCCAACCGCUGCGCAGAUACUCAAAACCCUUUUACGCAAAUCCAUUGAUGCGAGAGAUGCUCCUCAGCUCAGUCUGCAGCCAAGAAGAGUGAAGGACAUCUGAACAGUGGAGACAGGGUGAAGCUUGUCAAUACAUCCUCCUCCUCCUCACAAGGGACACAAAGGGGGACUGGCACUAUAUAAGAAGUGUAUGUUUCCUCAACAAUCACACUCUCUUCUGCGGUCCUCGUCUUUCAACUUUGGUCUCAGCUAAGGCGCUAAGAUGACUCUCUUCGAUGACAUUUACCCAUUCUACCCUCUACAAAGAUCCUCCUUCCUCUUCAGUGGCCGUUUGAUCACAAUAAUUCUAGUCUUUCUUUUGCUAGCAUUCAGUCUUCUUAUCAUUUUGCCAGGGAUACGAGGGAAGUCGAGGCUGUUCUGGAUGUUUCGAAUAGUCAUCAGCUUGUUCAUAGGUGCUGUGUUAGUGGCGCUCAACUACACCGACGACUGGGCUGAGGCAAGAAUGACCACUAAUGCCACCUAUAAGUCUUUCAGCGACGCAGUGGUUAAUGCUGACAUCGGGUUGCAUGUUGGACUGCACGGCAUUAACGUGACACUGAAGGGGAAUCCCAUUGUACAGUUCAAUGAGACCAUAGACUACAAUGAGAUGUUCAGCUGGCAUGACACUAUUGAAGAGGAGUAUGAGGAAGCUCUUGAGAAAGGUUUACCCAACCCCAUCCUGUACAUCGUUGAAAAAUUCACCAUGAGCAACCCAUGUGGACUCAUCUUUCAGUACAGAUACUCUGGACGAUACGCCUCUGCAACCCUCUGGACGGCUUUCUGCUGCUGGAUUCUUGCCAAUAUCCUCUUCUCCAUGCCGGUCAUUCUGUAUGCUGGGUACAUGAUGAUGGCCACUGCUGCCUUCAUCUUCUUCUCCAUGGCCUCCUUCUCCACUAUCAUGAACGCACCUCCGUGUGUUUUCUCCAUAGGAUCAGAUUCAUUUGAAGCACAGUACAGCCAUUCAUUCUGGCUGGCUCUGGUAACAGGUUUGCUGUGCACCAUCAUAGGUAUUCUUGUGAUGUUGUUGCACUUUUUUAUACCAGAGAAGAUGAAAGAGGCUUUCAGUGUUGGCGUCGACAGUUAUGAAGAUGAGGAUGUUUCUUAUGGGGAGGGCUACCUUAACGCAGUUUUUCUUGAUGGAGUGACAAUUUCACCGCUGUCAACAAAAGUCACAGAGGAACAUAUAUGAAGUCAUCCUGCCUUCCCUCAGGGAGAUUCUCCAGCCAAUACUUGAAGAUAUUUUUUUGCUGAAUGUGUAACAGAUUAUGUCCCUCAAUACUCAUCUGUUUUGAUUAUUGUUGUGAGCCUGUAAAGUGUUAUAAAUGAUUGAACUGUACAUAGUUGUGAAGUACAUUGUCAUGGUGCGAUGGUUGUAGGAACAAUAUAAGAAGUUGUAUGGGAUCCAUGCAGUCUGUAUACAGUGAUCAAAA